AGCUCCCGGCGGUCGCAUUGUUUUCCUCCGCGGAUCCGCUGCGGGAGUGGGGGCUGCGACUCGGACCCAGGGCUCUCGUGACCCGACAGUUCCCCGGAGCCCACAUCCAAGCAUCAUUCAAUUGGGACGAUAGUCAUAUCUCGCCUGAGCGCCAACACAGACAGAACUCCGCACGGUACUGGGCUGCUGGCCGCCCGCUGCGAUCUCGAGCCCGCUAACCCUGAUCUCGGAGUCAGAGUCUCCUAAUCCCUUCAAUCCCCCAAAGGAGUUACCACCCCAGGGCCAGCAUAUGGGUGAAGGGGCACCCCCUGGGGCCUGAGCUGCCCCACACACAAUGCUUCGCAUCCCCUACUUCAUGCCCUUGCUGCUACUCCUGCUGCUGCUCUCACUUCCCCAUACCCAAGCCACCUUUCCCCAGGAUCCCCUCCCUCUGUUGAUCUCUGACCUACAAGGUAUUUCCCCAUUAUCCUGGUUCCGGGGCCUGGAGGAUGAUGCUGUGGCUGCAGAACUUGGGCUAGACUUUCAGAGAUUCCUGACCUUGAACCGGACCUUGCUAGUGGCUGCCCGGGAACACGUUUUCUCCUUCGAUCUUCAAGCCCAAGAAGAAGGGGAGGGGCUGGUGCCCAACAAGUAUCUAACAUGGAGGAGCCAAGAUAUGGAGAACUGUGCUGUCCGGGGAAAGCUGACGGACGAGUGCUACAACUACAUUCGUGUUCUCGUUCCCUGGGACUCCCAAACGCUCCUUGCCUGUGGAACAAACUCAUUCAGCCCUGUGUGCCGCAGCUAUGGGAUAACUUCACUGCAGCAGGAGGGUGAGGAGCUGAGUGGGCAGGCUCGAUGCCCCUUUGAUGCUACCCAGUCCAACGUGGCCAUCUUUGCAGAGGGCAGCCUGUACUCAGCCACAGCUGCGGAUUUCCAGGCCAGUGAUGCUGUUGUUUACAGAAGCCUUGGGCCUCAACCCCCACUCCGCUCCGCCAAGUACGACUCCAAGUGGCUUCGAGAGCCCCACUUUGUCCAUGCCUUGGAACAUGGAGACCAUGUCUACUUCUUCUUCCGAGAGGUCUCUGUGGAGGAUGCCCGGCUGGGGAGGGUGCAGUUCUCCCGGGUAGCCCGUGUGUGUAAACGUGAUAUGGGUGGCUCACCUCGGGCCUUGGACCGCCAUUGGACAUCCUUCCUGAAGCUGCGGCUAAACUGUUCUGUCCCUGGGGACUCUACCUUCUAUUUUGACGUCUUGCAGGCCUUGACUGGGCCAGUGAACCUGCAUGGCCAUUCUGCUCUCUUUGGAGUCUUCACCACCCAGACCAAUAGCAUCCCUGGCUCUGCAGUCUGUGCCUUUUACCUGGAUGAUAUUGAGCGUGGGUUUGAGGGCAAGUUCAAGGAGCAGAGGAGUCUAGAUGGUGCCUGGACCCCUGUGUCUGAGGACAGGGUCCCCUCACCCAGGCCAGGAUCCUGUGCAGGUGUGGGUGGAGCUGCACUCUUCUCCUCUUCUCGAGACCUUCCCGAUGAUGUCCUGACCUUCAUCAAGGCUCACCCACUACUAGACCCUGCUGUGCCACCUGCCACCCACCAGCCUCUCCUCACUUUCACUAGCAGGGCUCUGCUGACCCAGGUAGCUGUGGAUGGCACAGCUGGUCCCCACAGUAACACCACCGUUCUGUUCCUUGGCUCCAAUGAUGGUACAGUGCUGAAGGUGCUGCCCCCAGGGGGGCGACCUGGGCAACCCGAACCUAUCCUAUUGGAAGAGAUUGAUGCCUACAGCCCCUCCCGGUGCAGUGGGAAGCGAUCAGCCCAAACAGCACGACGGAUCAUAGGGCUGGAGCUGGACAUUGAGGGUCACAGGCUCUUUGUGGCUUUUUCUGGCUGUAUUGUCUACCUUCCUCUCAGCCGCUGUGCCCGGCAUGGGGCCUGUCAGAGGAGCUGUUUGGCUUCUCAGGACCCUUAUUGUGGAUGGCAUAGUUCCAGAGGCUGUGUGGAUAUCAGGGGAACUGGUGGGACUGAUGUGGAUCAGGUUGGCAACCAGGAAUUCACAGAGCAUGGUGACUGCCAAGAUGGAGCUACUGGGAGUCAGUCAGGCCCUGGGGAUUCUGCUUAUGUGUUUCUGGGUCCUGGCCCUUCCCCUGAGACCCCCAGUCCCCCCAGUGAUGCCCAUCCCGGGCCCCAGUCUUCCACUCUUGGAGCUCACACUCAGGGUGUGCGCCGGGACCUCCUCCCAGCCUCAGCUUCCCGCUCCGUCCCAAUACCACUCCUCUUGGCCAGUGUAGCGGCGGCCUUCGCCCUGGGCGCCUCAGUCUCUGGCCUCCUGGUCUCCUGUGCUUGUCGCCGAGCCCACAGACGUCGGAGCAAAGACAUCGAGACUCCAGGACUUCCACGACCUCUCUCCCUCCGCAGUCUGGCCCGCCUGCACGGUAGCGGCCCAGAGCCCCCGCCACCAUCUAAGGAGGGAGAAGCAGCACAGACGCCACAGCUCUACACCACGUUCUUGCCUCCCUCCGAGGGAGGACCCCCGCCAGAGCUGGCCUGUCUGCCCACCCCGGAGUCCACCCCAGAACUGCCGGUCAAGCAUCUCCGCGCCGCAGGAGGUCCCUGGGAGUGGAACCAGAAUGGGAACAACGCCAAGGAGGGCCCAGGCCGAGCGCGGGGCAGCAACGCGGCAGGCGGGCCCGCGCCGCGCGUGCUGGUGAGGCCGCCUCCUCCCGGCUGUCCCGGGCAGGCGGUGGAAGUCACCACUCUGGAGGAACUGCUGCGCUACCUGCACGGUCCUCAGGCGCCCAGGAAGGGCGCGGAGCCAUCAGCCCCUGCCUCCUCGGCAGCUUUUACCUCGCGGGCGCUCCCGCCAGAGCCUGUUCCCACCCCCACUCUGUUUGCGGACUCCAGUCCCCUCCCUCGAGAAUGUGCACCGCCACUGAGGCUGGAUGUGCCUCCCGAGGGCAAGUGCAUGGCUCCCAGCACUCGGCCAGCGCUCUCGGCCCCGGCUCCCCGGCUAGGGGUUGGGGGAAGCCGAAGGUUGCCCUUCACCCACCGUACACCCCCAGCCCUACUCACUCGAGUCCCCUCGGGAGGCCCCUCCAGGUACUCCGCGGGGCCUGGGAGGCACCUCCUCUACCUGGGACGGCCGGAGGGGUAUCGAGGCCGUGCUCUGAAGAGGGUGGACGUUGACAAGCCGCAGUUGUCCCCGAAGCCUCCCCUCCUCGGGUCCUCCUCUCACCUGGCCGUCCCUAAUGGCAGCCAUUUUAACUUUUAAAGGGAGUUGUUCUACCCCCUCACGUGGGGCCCUUGAGGCCCACGUCCUCGAAGGUCGUGGGGAUGGACGCUUCUCCGCACCUCCAGCCUUUCUGGACUCUGAGAGUCUCCCCGGGUCCCUUCUAGCCUCGGGCUUAUUUAUUGACUGUCGAUUGUCUUUCCCCCCAGUCCUCAAGAGAGGAGUGGGAGGUGAGAAGCUUGUCCCCUCAGUGAGCCAGCAUUUCGGGGGGUACUGGCAGAUUUCCAUUCCCCUCUCCCUUCCAGCCAAGCUGCCUUAACUCGCCCUCCGGGCUUCUUCCACUGACUGAGCCCCGGGCGGGCGGACAGACGUGGCUGGGGCCACGCGCACGUUGUGUACCGAGUUCUUGGGCCUCCUGGGACUGGGACGUGCCUCCUCCUACUAUGUAGGAGCCUCCGCUUCCCAAUACAGCUGUGUCCCUGAGCUGCUGCCUGACUACUCGCUGUGGGGCAGGGGAGGGGAGGGAAUGGGAAUCGGUGGACUCUUUGGGCGCACUUGCCCCAGAAUCUCUGCCUUCAUCUUGGCCUCGAGCUCUCUCCCAAGUAAUUGGGAAGACUACAGUCCCAAAAGAGUUAAUCAGGAAAGGUUUCCUGAAGGAGGCAAGCGAAGAAAUGGUGUAUGGGGAUGAGCCAGGGCCCAGGAGAACCACCGCAGAGUUUAGGUGGAGUUGGGGAAAGCGCUGGAGCACGUUCCUGGAUUGGGAUUAAAAGGGACUUCUUCAUGAUCGAUUCUAUGGGGCGGGGGAGGGAAUUUUGGAGAAAUACAGUGGAGUCGUAGCGUGAUUUGAGUUUUAGACCAGGAAAUUUUAUCCCAAAGAGAAUUUGGCUGAAAGAAUUUAGAUCACUUGAGAGGUAAAACUGCAGAAAACAGCAAAGGAUUCAGCCCUGCUGGAGGCAAAGGUUUGCUGGAGCGGUUCCCCUUCAGAUAGCUGUAGGGGGGUGUCGACAGCGCGUAUUUCAUCGCACGCAUGCGUAGCAUUCCCUGGAAAAGGCUCGCAGCCACACCAGAACCCCGCUCUCUACAGCUAGUGCGUACGGGUCGCGAUGUUCCUUUUCCCCGGAUGGUGCUGGCAGCAGAUAACUGUUCAUUACUUUAGAUACCAAUGGGAGGGACGAAUGGCACCACCUGCCUCGCCCCCGCCUUGCGCUAAUGACACUUAAGGCCUUGCGCGGGUGGUGGCUGCUUCUGCAGAUUUUCAAGUCAGGUUUUUCUUCCGCGCUUGGCCGGAGUAUCCGCCCAGUUCGAGACCUAGUCCAUUCCUGUUGGCGCCGCCUGGAGGCCGGACAAAGCCCUGCAGCCUAAGGAAGACGUCCCAGUCAUACACGUUUGCUACUGCAGCUUUUUAAAUUUGGUACCGGGGAUUGAACUCCGGGGUGCUUAACCACUAAGCCACAUCCCCAGCAUUUUUUUUUUUUUUUUAAUUUUACUUAGAGACAACGAUCCUCCUGCUUCAGCCUUCAGAGCCGUUGGGAUUACAGACGUGCGCCUGGCUUCGUUUGCUUCUUAAAAAUGUUCUUGGAGGGAAACAAUCUACUGAAGAAACCUGAGAUUGUUUCUACCUUCGCCUUUUACUACUUGAGACCUUAAUUCUACCCUAAGCCUGUUUCCUCAUCACCAAAAAAAAAAAAAAAAAAAAAAAAAAAAAAGAAAAAGAAAAAGAAAAAAGUUGAGAGGCUUAAGUACUAUAGUGUACAAACGCUUUCUGAAGGAGAAAGUACGAGAUAAAUGGUUCCUUAUCUACUCAUAAUUAGGGUAUUCAUAACUUUGAGAUCUGGUUUUUACUGAACAAGUGUUUCCCUUUGUAUCAUCAUAAACUGCACUUACAGAUUUAACCCUCAAGGUUUUUAUAUGUCCUCUGAGUGUGAGAUAUUCCUCACAACUCAGUUAAGCUUGUUUAGACAAAUGUAGUUAUCCUCCAGCGUUUAACUUCUCUUUUUUCUUUUUGGUGUGUGUGUGUGUGUGUGUGUGCGUGUGUGUGUGUGUGUGUGGUAUUGGGGAUUCUGCCACUGAGCCACAUCCCCCCCCACCCAGUCUCCCAAUUUUUAAAAUUUUUUUGAGACAAGUUCUUGCUAUGUUGCUGGGACUAACCUUAAACUUGCAAACCUCCUGCCUCAGCUUUCAGUUGCUGAGAUUCCAGGUGUUCACCACCCUCUGACCAGAGUUUAAUCUCUUAGCACUGUUGCACCAGAUUGGAGAAAUCCUUUAGGUCUCAGUUUUCCCCUUCUUGCAUGCCUUACUUAGAGAUAAGAUGCUCUGGGGCCAUUGCUAGUGCCCUAGAUAUUGAAAAUAAAAGAAUGGAGGAUCUUUCCAGUUACCUGACUUCAUUUAACUUUCAAACCAAAAUGUUAAAGAAAGGAUAAAGAAAAAAGUUGAGAUUGCAGCCUUUCAAAGUUCUCAGAGGAACAAAUUUCACAAAUAUAAUUAUACCCCUGAAGGUGGUCAUAAGCAAGAGGGGCAAAUGAUUCUCAGGUUUAAAUAUAGUCCCAAAAGAGAAAUACAGUCAUCCCUCUGUGUCCAGGGGGAAUUGGUUCCAGGACCUCCCCAUAUCAAAAUAUGUAGGUAAAGGGGCUGGGGUUGUGGCUCGGUGGUAGAGUACUUGCUUGGCAUGUGUGAGGCACUGGGUUCAAUCCUCAGUACCACAUAAAAACAAACAAACAAAGGUAUUGUGUCUGUCUACAACUA
This is a messenger RNA of Sciurus carolinensis (gray squirrel), 5941 nucleotides long. RefSeq names its product semaphorin 6C (gene Sema6c). Gene Ontology annotation, molecular function: chemorepellent activity; semaphorin receptor binding. The transcript is spliced from 20 exons. Gene Ontology annotation, biological process: negative chemotaxis; positive regulation of cell migration; negative regulation of axon extension involved in axon guidance. The record is from RefSeq and is a predicted model, not a curated record. Bases 335 to 3241 code for a protein of 968 amino acids. NCBI's taxonomy places the organism in Eukaryota, Metazoa, Chordata, Mammalia, Rodentia, Sciuridae.